This is a messenger RNA of Thermothielavioides terrestris NRRL 8126, 1539 nucleotides long. RefSeq lists its product as uncharacterized. The transcript is spliced from 3 exons. The record is from RefSeq and is a predicted model, not a curated record. NCBI's taxonomy places the organism in Eukaryota, Fungi, Ascomycota, Sordariomycetes, Sordariales, Chaetomiaceae. The coding region runs from base 1 to 1539 and encodes 512 amino acids.
AUGGCGUCCCGGCCCCGGACAUCGGUGGCCCUUGUGGUCGUCGUCGUCGUUGCUGCAGCCUGCUGCCGUGCGGACAACGUUGGUGACAAUGAGCUCUGGGCCCUCAUCCGUGCCAACAGGAACAACGCAACGGCGCUGCAGACCAUGGAUGCGCCACCAUGGGUCUCGACGGCCGAGUUCCGGGGCACUAUGGACAUCCUUCAGACCUGUAUCUUGACCCUCUUUGCCUGCGUCUACACGGCUUUGCAUCUCGACGUGCCGGCCAGGACCAACUUCCUGAGCCUGCUGGCCAGAAAGACCAAGUGGGUGUUUACGACCCUCUUUGCGCCAGAAAUGUUUGACUUUGAUCUGAGAUAUGCCUUCUUCGCCGUUAUGGGAGGCGUCAGAAUUGUCCCUGCCGAGGUCGAAAAAUUCCUGGGUGCCAAAGAAAAGCAACAGUAUGCGCGCAGACCUCUACGGCUCACACCAGACGGCGUCAUUGAGCUCGCCAGAAGGGAUUUCUGGAUCUACAUCAGCCGAGAGAGGAUCGACAGCAAGAGCAAAGCAAACACUUUGCAGAAGGCACUUGUUCUGCUCCAAGUCUCGUACUCUGCGAUAACGUGCGUAGCGCGCCGAGUAUACGGUCUUCCACUCAGUUUGCUCGAAAUCCAUACCAUGGUGCAUGUCAUCUCUGCUGUCCUGUUAUAUGCACUCUGGUUCGAGGUGAGAUCUGACCACCCUGAGCCGAAAAACACUUUGGCCGCCGAACUUGUAUAUCACAAGGACUGGGAUAAUACGAUUGGUGCCAUGAUACAACGGUCAACCUACGUACUCGAAUGUUAUGACGUUGCAGUUCGCAAAGUGUCACAACAAGCAAUCCCAGACAACACCAACCCGGCCGAUCAAUUCUCAUCCAGCUCCUCUGUUCCAGGCCCCGGGGGCAUCCAUCUUGGCCAUUGGCAUUUCUCGUUGCGUCGCUCGGAUUCUGAGCCAAUGCAGUUGUCCAGCCAGACCGUGGCGCGAUGGAAGGCGAUGGCAACCGAACUCGACAAAUUCUGCAGAGAGCGCCGGGACUGGGACACGAAGUUGACGUCGGGCGAGAUGAUUCCCCUCCGUGAGGUGAUGUGGGAGUUCCCUAAUGCCCUGGAAAAGACCAAGGAUCUUGGCUCCUUAACCGACACUUUGCUCGAAGCAGCCUCUCCCGGCCCCCUCAUGCCCUUGGGCAUUGCACUCCCUGGCAUAUACGGCGGUGUGCAUUUGAGCGCCUGGCAUUUCGAAUUUCCCACAUUCGCGGAGCACCUGCUGUGGAAAAUCAUGUGCUUCAUCAUCAUUGGGGCCGUCCCAACGUUACUUGCAACGCUAGUUGGCCUGCUUGCCACUUCUUCCAACGACGACGGAGAGUGGCAGUGGGUCUGUUACGCGAGUGUUGCAGUCAUCGUUGUUAUUUGCUCCGGAUGUGCGAGAAUUUACAUUGUGCUGGAAUCAUUCAUCAGCCUGCGGAGGGUGCCAAUUGGGGUUUACUACACUCCGGCAUGGCUUCAGAUGAUCCCACAUGCCUGA